This is a messenger RNA of Malaclemys terrapin pileata, 4434 nucleotides long. RefSeq names its product G protein-coupled receptor 68 (gene GPR68). The transcript has 2 exons. Gene Ontology annotation, biological process: G protein-coupled receptor signaling pathway; cellular response to pH. Gene Ontology annotation, cellular component: membrane. Lineage: Eukaryota; Metazoa; Chordata; Testudines; Emydidae. Bases 1729 to 2820 code for a protein of 363 amino acids. Gene Ontology annotation, molecular function: G protein-coupled receptor activity. The record is from RefSeq and is a predicted model, not a curated record.
UUUAUUGAGAAUACAGCAGUUAGCAUAUGCUUUUCACACUCACUCACUCACUCACUCACUCACUCCCACCAGUCUAUGUUUAUAGUUACCAGUCCAGAAUCUGGAUCAAUCUAGUGGCCAGCCAGAUUGGUCGCAGAGGGGAGCUGGGCUCUGUCAGUUGUGAUCCGAUGCUCCUGGAGUACUGACAAGACAAACCCAAAGUCCCAUGGUAAAGCACCCUGUUCUUACAGUCUUUUUUCCUCUGUUGAAGUCUAUGGAUUUUGCUGUGUCACUUUAUGACCGGUUACUCCUUAACUGGUGUUAUCUUUUGAUGUAAACAUUCCAAAACACCUCCGAGAGGAUCAUCCUGUCCCGGAUUUGAAUUAAUCAAUUGUCUUUAGGGGUGCCAGCCUCCACCUCAUGGUCAUCAAUCUGCCCUUCCUCACUUAUGGAUGCACGUUGAUGGUUCUCUGGUGUCAAUAAGUCUCAAUAUGUGUCUUCGCUCCUCCUUUCUUGACUAUCUGGUUAACAGUGGCCUUCACACCUUAUCUUUUCCUGAUGCAUGCAUUCCUCAUUCACACAAACAGUCUUUUACAGAGACCUUUGAGAAUACAAACAGCAGUAUUUCAUAUCGAGCAAAAAGACAUUGUAAAUUAAACCUUGCUAAGUUUUAUAACCAAAACAAUUCCCAUUGAGGCCCAGGCCUUUAAUGUUCCUUUAAUCAACUUAACAUCGACACAAUACAGAAUCCUGUCUCUUAAGAACUAAACCUUAAAACAAAGAACUAAAAAAGGGCCCAAUUUGUAAUGCAUAUGGGAAACAGAAUCCCAUAGUUCCAGAGGGUCAUUCCUUUCUGCUAUUCAAAAAGGGUGGCUGGCAGGAUGAAAUCAAAUCAUACAUUAAUUCUCAUAGUACAAUUAUAAAAUCCUGCUCCUACAAUCUAAUGGUCCCUUUUCACCUUAAACUUGGAAGUGAACUUCAUGUCUGACUUUUAUCAAAACAAUGGGCUGAACCAAAGUCCCAAAUAUAAACAACCUCAAGCUUUGGGGAAGUUUUGAUCUAAAACGUGCACCUUGGCCCAUCUCCUGCAAUAAAAGACAAUGAUUCAAGUCUGUCUUUGGUGUGUGACGGGUAGGGGUAAAGGCAGUUAGAGAUCAAGAGAUCCAGUGCCACAGAGUCAACCCAUUGUGUGCACAAAGGCACAUCCUACUACCGAAACUGUUCAUGGAAAUCAGUCUUGUGUGUGAGAAGGGCUGAGUGCAAACUUUAUACGUGCCUAAGGAAGGCUCUUUGGAAUAGGCCCUCUGGCCCCGCGACUGAAGGUGUGGGCGAGAGUGUAGAGGGAUUUCCUGUAAUGCGUCAUUCAAAUCAAAGGACCCACCCUAGCUACAGAUUAUUAUUCAGUUUGAGUUUGCGAAGGCUUUUAUGUUGUUUCCUAUACCAUCGCCAGCAGACAGUACUUGGCGCAGACAUGGUGUUGCAUAGUUUUGUAUGUUUUUUUUUUUUUUUAAAGUUUAACUGCUUUGGGAAGGCACUACGUUUUUGGCUACGUUUUUGUUUAGGAUAUGGAGAGACUGGAGAGGAAAGAACCUCUUGCAGGUGUGAGAGUUGCUAGGAUCCUAAGGCAGACAGCCACCUCAGUAGGAAGACAGUGCGGAAGAAAUGAGUAACUUAUGAAACGGGAUGAAAUUAAAAUUUACAUCUCCCUCUUUGGGACCCUGAUGAGAGAUGUAUGGUCACUGCUAGAAGAUGCAGGAUUUCACACAGACUAUGACUAAUAAUUCUAAUGAGUGCACCAUUAAUCACAGCAUACACCAGACUUUAUCCCCCACUAUAUACAUACUUGUCUUUGUAGUAGGUCUCCCAGCUAACUGCCUCUCGCUGUACUAUGGGUACCUACAGAUCAGGGCCAAAAACGAACUGGGGAUCUAUCUGUGCAAUUUGACUAUAGCAGACCUGUUCUACAUCUUCUCUUUGCCUUUCUGGCUCCAGUACGUUUUGCAGCAUGACAACUGGACCUACGACGAAAAUCUGUGCAAAAUCUGUGGCAUACUCCUGUAUGAGAACAUCUACAUCAGUGUGGGCUUCCUCUGCUGCAUCUCCAUUGACCGCUAUCUAGCAGUGGUACAUCCUUUUCGUUUCUAUCAGUUUCGGACAAUAAAGGCUGCUGUGGUAGUGAGCAUCAUAAUCUGGGGCAAGGAAAUUCUGAUGAGCUGGUUUGUCUUUAAGCAUGCUGAUAUUAGUAAGGAUGCAGACAGUCAUAUGAUAUGCUUUGAACAUUAUCCCAUCAAAGAUUGGGAGCACAAUACCAAUUACUACCGCUUCUUUGCUGGUUUCCUUUUCCCCUUCUUCCUACUGCUCUUUUCUUACUGUGGCAUUUUACGAGUUGUCCGCAAGAGCCAUGGUACUCAAAAGAAGACAAAAAUCCAAAUUAAACGUCUGGUUUCAAGCACAGUUCUCAUUUUCUUGGUUUGCUUUGGACCAUACCACAUCCUGUUGGUAAUUCGCAGCUUAUUUGAGAACAACUGCAAGUUUGCAGAGAAAAUCUUUAAUAUUUACCACUUUUCUCUCUUGUUGACUAGUUUUAACUGUGUUGCUGACCCAGUAUUGUACUGCUUUUCCAAUGAGACCACCUACCAGAAUUUUGUCAAAAUGAGAGACUCUGGUUUAACAUGCCUAAGAUGUUUAAGGACUAAACCCCAGGUAUCCUACCAGCUGAAAACUCCAGAAACCCUCAGAAAAAGCAACAGUGUACCAGUUGAAGAGCCAGAGUUAUUAAACAAACUACAUACUGUUAAUGAAAUGAAAGAUUCUUCCAUCGCCAGUAUAGACAGACUUUAGCACCCAUUAGAAAGGUAGACUGAUCUAAAGUUUCCAGGUCUAAGUUUGGGCUUCAGUCUUUGGUUUAUAAAUGUAUUGCAACUGCUUUACAUUCUAAAGAGCUUAAUAACUCAUCAGUACUGUAAGCAGAGCUGAGUUGAUACUCUUUCCACAGGGGGAAUUCCUUAGUUCCCUUGAGUAACCUGGGUCUUGACAUAGGGCAGGGAAAAUAUACACCAGGUCAGUUUAGCUCAGGUCACAUGUAUAUAUUACUGACUCAGUAUAGCGCUAGUCAUGGGGAAACUGCUUUUCUGAUGACUGGACUGGCUGAAAUAAGAUGUUAGUGGUGUGAAUUUUCCAUAAUGGUCUUUAAUUGCUGAUUGUUUGUCCAUGUAUUGACUAUAUGAGAAAGCUGUCAAACUCUGCGAUCACCUUGCUGAAAAGGUGGAAGAUGGAACAAAUUAUGUAAAAUGAAGUGAUAAACAUUUCCCAAAAGAACAUUUUUUUGUAUAUGUGUAUGAUUUCUGUAACUUUGUCCCAAUCAUCCUCACGCCAUGCAACAACCAGUGAGCAGGGAAUGCAAAGACACAGCCAAACUAAAAAAGCAAAGAAACAAGCCAACAAAAUCAUGAGGGAUAUAUUAGAAGAGAAUUCACAAUGAAGCUUGUUUCCAUAACUGAUUGUUUAGUUAAUGUCUGUUGUGUCUUGAGCCACUGCUCUUUGGGCUUGGUCCAGUGCCACUGAUUCCCACUGACUUCAGUGGACACUCGAUCUGGAACUUAGUGGGCAAUUUAUUUAUUCCAUGGACUUCAAAGGAAGCAUUAGUUUGGGGGCACAGAUAGAGUUGACACCACAUGCCAGUGCACUGAUUCACAGUAUUUGAGGAUACACAUUCAUUUAAAUCCAUACUCCGCUAACCAGUUUAAAAUUUGAAUUGUUGUGUUUUUCCAUGUUUCUGGUGUUUUGUGCAGCACAGAGCAUAAAGGCACUUAAAUUACAAUAAAUUGUAGGGCAGACAGCGUGUUGAACAGGAUGAGUUUAACUUCUGUGUUCCCCAACAGAUUUUUUUAAAAUUCUAUAGUUUGAUUUGUUAUAAAGGGAACCACUUUUUCUGGAAUGCAGUGUCAAAAUGCAUUGUAUGUAAAGUGAUCCAUAAUGGCUUUUGGUUUACACAGAGGGACCAGAAAAAACAUAGGGAGUUACUAUUCUACAACGAAAUGUAUUAGCAAUAAAAGAAUGGAGAAUCGCAUAUGUAUAGACUCCCACAAUGCUUCCUACCCACAUCUUGUUUCUUAUACAUCUUUGCUUUGCUAAUCAAUACUGCCUCACCUUUACUUCAUCUCCUUUUUGAAGUCUAACUUUUGUGCCUUCUUGCCUUCUGCCCCUUACACCCUAAAAUCCCACCUGCACUGUUGAUCCUGGCAUCCACCUUCUGCUUUCAAAGUUCUCCUUAAAACACACUAAUUCUGUGCAGUGCAACACACAGACAGACAAUAACACACAGCAAUGUAAAUACCCAAUAUAUUUAAAAAGACAUUCAAAGGCAGACCUUUUGCAUCUUGUGUCUGAUUUGUGUUGUCUGUAUGCUUAACAAAUAAUACAUACUGAACGCUGCACUGAAAAUCACUGUGAAAG